AUAUGUUCGAUGUCCGGCCCGGGUCCAAGGAAACCCUUGGAUUCGUGGUUGUGUCCCCUCAUCAGGGCCGUGCAUUUCUCUCUGGUCUUCCUCCUUCCAACAUGGAGUGGAAGGACAAAUACGUUUCUGUCAAAUCCCCCCCCCCCCGGAUGCUUUCCCCUUUGCCCAAAAUGGCUAGGGGAAAAAGAUGAAAGUCCAGGUCAAACCCAUGGAGACUGAUGACCUGGCCGCCUGUGAAGCCACUCUCCGGGCCGGGGAUGCCUCCACCCGCGGCUCUUACAACGUCGGGAAGUGGGGGGUUUACCCCGGCCGGGAGACUGACCCCGAGCCGGAAAUCAUUCUGGCUGAGGCGAUCCCAGACGCCAUCCCCAUCUGCCGGGUGAAAGGGUCCAAAGCCCCGGCUUCUACCGCCGCCGCUUCCUCACGCUGGGGGAAGAAGAAGGAGAAAGUGGUGAAGUUCAAUUCAAAGUUUGCCACCCCCCAGAUUGUCAAUGAGGAGGAGCCUUCCACUGCCCAGCCCCUCAGUCAGCCCUCCAGCCACCUGCUCUCACUGGAUGAGCAACCGGCCCAGUCGCAUCAGGGCACCAGCCAGCCCAUUCACUCUGGGAAGAUCUUCAUUAAUGUAGAUACCCUGGAGUUCGACAACAUGCUGAUGGAGACCGUCCAUACGUCAGAGGCCGGUCAGGGAGGACAACAAGCUGAAGGGGGCCGCGACGAAGAGGAGGCUGCUGAGGAGGCCCUUCAAAGGAAGAGGCGGAGGACAGAGGUUGUGGACCAGCCGGCCCAGUCCUCCGACGCCGGCAAAGGGCUUGGCGAGCCCCGGUCUUUUGCCAUGAUGGUCCAGUCGGACGAGGAGCUCUACCAGGCCUUUUGCUCCGAUCUACAAGAGGUCGGCCAGAUUGGCCAGGAGUAUUUCACCCGGCUGGUGAAAUCCAAGGAGGAGGAGAAAGCCCGGCUGGAGGGCAUGAUGGUGGCCUGCCGAAAGGAUGUCCAGGCUGCCCAUCUAAAGGCGGAGAAGGCCGAGGAGAAGCUCCUGGAGCAUUGCGCAGCCUUCCGCAAGCUCUAUGCCAAGCACGAAGGGCUGCUGAAGGUCGCGAAAGAGGCCGAUGCUCAAGCCCAGGACAAGAUCCAAAGGCUUGAGGCCGAGAAAGCCGGGCUGCAGGAAGAAGCCGCCCAAUCAGCUGAAGAGAUUGCCCGAUUAGGGGACGAGCUGGAGAAGGAGCGCGCUGAACGGGCUUCACUCGCUACUACUUGGGCGGUUCAAGAGCCGGAGCAGUUUGCCACCCGGGCGAUCACAGACUGGGAGAUUGCCAUCCGGUUCUUCUAGGGGCUCUAUGAGCACAAGACAUCGGCCAAGGUUAUCGAUGAGAUCGCGACCUUCGGCUUCGAAAGUGGCCAGUAUGACGAACGGUAGGCGCUAUAUGGCAUUCUUCAGCGGCGGAUUCAGGGUUUCGAACCCAAGGCUUUUUCUCUGCCCGAGCUGCACGAUGAGGCACCGGUCGCGCCCUUCGGAUCGGAGGAAUAUGAGCUCCUGGCCCUUCUUUUCCUCUUUUUUUUUUUAUUUCAAUAUGUAAUGACCAGCCUUCGGGCAGGUUUUGUAAAAUAUUUUGGUAUCAAUGAAAGUUCUAUUUUGCU
Messenger RNA from Cuscuta campestris, 1635 nucleotides. The record is from the annotation of a GenBank genome assembly. Lineage: Eukaryota; Viridiplantae; Streptophyta; Magnoliopsida; Solanales; Convolvulaceae.